AUGCGCGUAUUCUGGCCGUCAGACGCUCCAAAGGACUCUGCGCCGGGUGUUCUGGUGGGGUUCAGAAACUCGAGAUCAGAUGUCUUUGUGGUAGCUGUGCUUCAAGAAGUCGAACUGCGUCAAGUCGAGAACGCGCUGCUUGUCGGGACCCUGCUGCGACACAGCCCACACGAUGUCCAGGAACUACUUCAACGAUGCGGACACUCUUCCGUGCGCGCCUUGGGCUACGUCAACCCCAAGAGCCCAGUCGAGCAGCCUGAUACCGACCUCAUCGUAGUCCAUACCGACCCCUCGUUCCGCUUUCCGCGCCUUCAUUGUCCUCACGAACCGCUCGUGGCUAUGCAAGUCAUCGUAUACGACCGACCACACCCAACGCGUAUGCAAUACCUCUCGCUCAAACCAAUCACGCUAGCAUUGGGAGACAAAACAAGGGUCGCAGAAUGGGAUGUAGCUUUUGAAGAGCUGGAGAAAGCAGAAGAGAAGGAGCGCAGAAGGAAGGCACAUCUCGUUGAGAAGCUCAAGCUGCACACGGUGAUUGCACACCCGCGCACGCAAAAGGAGCUGGCGUUGCCGAUGCUCAUCGAGCAGGUGAAUUGUUCGCACGAGUUGAACGCCCUAUUACAGAAGAACAUUGGCAUGAUAGGCAGGCGCAUGAAGCGAGCCUUGAGUGUUAGUGAGCGGGUCGUCGAGUCUGCGAACGAUCUCUGGGACUAUAUAUGGCUUGUCCUCCAUUAUGCGUUCAGAGUCUGGAUAUGGCCGGUAGCCGCACAACUCUUCAUUUUUGGGCUCAUAACCCAUCGCAUAAUGGGAGAGGCAGUCCUUCAGCUUCUACAUUGGCGGCCAGGUUCUUCCGACUCGCCAGCUCUGAAAGACAUCUCCGCAACAGCGCAACAGAUCGACAUACGAUUACAACAGUCUUGUUACUGGCCUAUUCAGUAUCUCACCUUACGAAGGAAAAAGUUAAACUGGGAAAGCAUCACCAACAGUCAUCCGGAGUAUAUCCGGUUCUACAAUAGUCUGUGGCUGGUUGCCAACGAUGUCAUAAUGGGCAUCGCUGUUGGAACAUUCAUCAUCGAGAACGCUUCGUUCGUGGCUGCUCAGGUCGAUACCAUAUUCAGUACCUGGUCAGUCGACGGUCUACGGCGCAUGAUAUCAUGGCUUAUGGGAUGGCCCGGAGGCUUGAAGUUGAACACUGAACUGGCUGCGUUCCUGGGCGACCUUUUUCUUUGGGUCAUUGAUUACUGGGCGGGAUGCAUAUCACUCCUGCGGCCACAUCUACCUGCGCUGAUCCAGAUCAUUGGCUUUUCCGCUUUCGCUGGCGCCACUAUGCCCAUCUCAAUCUUCUCGGACCUCGUUUCGCUGCUGACGCUGCACAUCUAUUCGUUUUACGUCGCGUCUGCUCGCAUCUUUCAUUGGCAGCUUACGAUAAUCAUAUCCCUCUUCCACCUUUUCCGUGGAAAGAAGCGCAACAUCCUCCGCAACCGAAUCGACUCAUGCGACUACGACUUGGACCAGCUAUUGCUCGGCACUAUUCUUUUCACACUGCAGUUCUUCUUACUGCCAACUGUGUUCGUCUUCUACUUGACGUUUGCGAGCGCACGUAUUGCUGUCAUCGGAUUGAAAGCUGCGCUGGAGAUGGGGCUAGCCUGUCUCAAUCACUUCCCGCUCUUCGCAGUCAUGCUACGACUGAAGGAUCCUGGAAGACUACCUGGAGGAAUCUGUUUCGAGCUACAAGACACGACCGGUCUUACCUCUAGCACGACAAGCGAGAUAGGCUCACCGCCGACGGCCUAUGUGUUGCUGAAGUCGAUCCCGUUGUCACUACGUGCGAUGUUCCAACCCUAUUUCGAUCUCGGCGAUCGCAUACGCAAGCACUACUUUUCGCCCAGCGUCUUGUUGACGAUAGUGCUCACGAUGGAGUCACAAACCGCUGCACAAGCUGCUAGAGACAGCACUAUGAGGUUCAAUCCGGCUUCCUUCUUGACUGUGCGCGUCGGUCCUGAAGGUUCUCAGGAAGACUUCCUACUCCACGAAGGCAUACUGGCCGGACGCUCCGAGUUCUUCCGCCGCGCGAUGAGUGGCAACUGGUCUGAGAAGAAGGAUCGGCUUGUCAAACUACCUGAAGACGACCCCAAGAUAUUCGCUCUCUACGUUAAUCUCAUCUAUAUGGGUACGAUGUACACCGGAACAGAAUAUCAAAAGACGACACCUGUCGAAUUCCAAGCACAUACUCUGGAAAAUGUCAAGUUCUACAUCCUCGCUCAGAAGCUGCAAGAUACGCAAGCCAAGAAUUCCGCUUUGGAGACCGUUCGUACCGAGAUGAGAGUCAUGUCGUUUGCCGCCAACAGAUUACCCAGUACCGAGAUCGUCGAAUUCAUGUACAAGAACACUUCGAAAGACAGCCUUGGAAGACGCCUCAUGGUUGACCUGUGGAAUGAUGUCGGCACGAAAUGGAUUCUUGAUAAAAGCGAAGGUCUUUGCAGGGACUUCCUCGUCGAUCUCGCCUACUCACUUCAUGGUGAGCGAACAGCGCACAUUGGGAAUUUAGCAAACAGAAAGGGUUACACUUCAUAUCAAGAGAAGCUUUGA
Molecule: messenger RNA, 2589 nt
Organism: Alternaria ventricosa
Lineage: Eukaryota; Fungi; Ascomycota; Dothideomycetes; Pleosporales; Pleosporaceae
Exons: 4
Coding region: 1-2589 (862 amino acids)
Biological process (GO): GPI anchor biosynthetic process
Cellular component (GO): endoplasmic reticulum; membrane
Molecular function (GO): protein binding
Source: RefSeq, a predicted model, not a curated record